Helianthus annuus (common sunflower) is the source of this 1916-nucleotide messenger RNA. RefSeq lists its product as uncharacterized. The coding region runs from base 238 to 1728 and encodes 496 amino acids. The transcript is spliced from 2 exons. The record is from RefSeq and is a predicted model, not a curated record. Lineage: Eukaryota; Viridiplantae; Streptophyta; Magnoliopsida; Asterales; Asteraceae.
UUGUUCGUGUUCGUUUGGUUCGUUUGCAGCCCUAGUUUUCGUUAUUAAAAAAAAAUCAUAGCAUUUUAGUCAAAUUUUGUAGGAUAAAAAUGUUGAAAUGUAAGCUUAUUAUAAGCAAGUUUGAAUCUUUUGUGUUGUAGAGACUAUGUAUUCGAUUCGCGUAGCAAGAACAUCGCUCAAAAUUGGCCAUUUUCGCACAAAACGUUACAAACUUGCUUGCAACACGACGUGAAGAACAUGUUACCGCCUUUCCAGUCUCUUGAAUCGCUUAGAAAUAACUCAUCUAAUGAAGAAAUCAUCAGCCAUUGUAACGGGAAUUCGAAGUCGAAUCCAGAGUUGACUUUAGAAUCCAGAAAGUCAAAGAAAUCCCACACACAUAUUCAACUAGGCUUGGGUCAAACAAAGUCAAAGAAACCGAAACCGAAACCUGUUCUUGGUUCAUCUAGAAAGACCGAAACUGAAACUGAAACGACCAUGGGUAGUUCUAAGAUCUGUCCAGUUUGCAAGGUGUUUUCAUCGUCUUCAAACACGACACUAAACGCUCACAUUGACCGGUGCCUAUCUGGGGAGUCAACUACUAUGAAGUGGACCGCGGAUCGUGAAGUAGUUAUCAAACAUAGGAUUAAACCUAGGAAGAUGAGGCUGAUGGCGGAUAUAUACAAAAGCGCCGCUCAUUGUACCGUGGAAGAGCUCGAUGCAAGAAAUGGUACAUGUUGGGCUAAUAAUUCAGGUUUUCCGGAUCAUGAAAUCGAGUUUCAAGGCGAACAAGAGAAAGAAGAGGCAGUGGAUAAAGAUGAUUCAACGAUUGUAAGGCCACCAUGGGCGUGCUCUAAACGAACUGGCGCUGCGAAGAAGAAUCCGAGUGUUGCAGGUGAAAAAUCGUUUACAAAAUCUCGGUUUGACCCGCCAUCAAACUCACCAAAUAAAAAAAGAAUCUUGUCACGACAAAAUAGCCGAAAAACGGGAACUUUGACACAAAAGAAGGCGCACGUUGCAAAGGGGAGGUCUUUACUGUCAACAAAACCAAGUUCCGAACGCUUGAAGGGUUGUGAAGAUCCUUCAGAUUCAUGUCGGGUCAAAGGGUCAGAUGUAAGGUCAAAGGGUAGCCGUAGCACGUUAUCCUCAUCACGGGAAAAUUUGUUGUCAGCAAGUAUAAAAACAGUAUCCAAGAUUUAUCAAAAAAGAAAAUUUUCAGCUCUCGAAAGCGCUUGUGAGAGUAUGAAUGUUUCGGAAGUAAAAACGAACGAAAAGAAUGAGAUUUGCGGACCAGAAAAUUCGGUUUCUUUUGAUGACAUGUUCGACUCCAGGGAGCGUGUUAUUGACGUCACAAAUGAUAUUGAGAGACAACAACAGCAUUAUCAUGAUAUGUCUGAUUCUCCGGUUUCAACCGUUUCUAAUCCGAGUUUGACAAGAUCAGAGUCGGACAAGUUUUCUGCAAGAUCUACUACUCGAAACGAUGAAAAAGAUGCCCUUGUUGCCUUAACAAGCUCUGGUGAUUGGAGAUCGAAGGGUCAAAGUCAAAGUCAAAGUCAAAUUACUAGUUUCAAGACUGAUCAUCAGCCAUGCUGUUGUUCGAAAUCCGUCAUCAGGCUAAUGGGGAAGAAUUUGACUGUGGUCAACACAGAUGAAAAUAAAGUCAACUGUGUACAUAUGCGGAUUAUUACGUUCGUGGAAGUCCUAACGCGGGCCCUAUGCUUUCUGCGAAUAAGGAUCCGAAGAAUUCACUAGCAGUUAACGACGACAGCUUUCGAGCUUGUUCGCCUUUCAUAAAGAUUACUCCUUUUGCUAUGGGGUGAUUGACAAUAGCUUCUUGUUUCACAAGUUACUGUCGGUUAUAAAUGAUCUUUGAAUAACUGUGUAUGGGAAGCUUUAGAACUACAUGGAAAUUAACUGUUUUAUGAAUGAUCUUUGAAUAA